CAUGACUGGAACAUUCCUGCUGCUGAGAGUGAGAGAGAGUGAGAGAGAGAGAGAGAGAGAGAGAGCGCCGCUGUCACUGUCGCUGCUGAAAACAGGCCGGAGAGCGAGGCUGAGGAUUUAAGCGAGUAGCGAGCCGGAGAUCAGCGGGCGAGGCCGCCGACAGAGGAGCCUCCUCUCAGCAGCUCCACAGCAGGACUGGACUGGACUGGACUGGGGCUUCAUCGUCUACAGUGGAAACAUGAGCCGCGCUCUGCGGGCAGCUGCUCUCGCCGCCGCAGCUCUGCUGGGUUGGUUGGCUGUGGCACACGCUGUGUCAUUCGAGGUGAAGGAUGGGAAUUCAACAUGCAUUAAAGCAGAGCUCUCUGCCAACUUCUCCAUCACGUAUACCACAGCCAGUGGAACGAAAACGGUGAUUGUGCCGCUGACAGACUCAGCAGUAGUGGGCAGUGGUAGUUCCUGUGGAGGCUCUGGGGUCUCUCCAGAGCUGCUGGCAUCCUUUGGGGAUGGUCACUCUCUGGGCCUGGUCUUCUCCAAGGAUGACCGUCUGUACAGAGUUUUAAACCUAAGCCUGACAUACAACCUGAGCGACAGCACUAUUUUCCCCCUGUCCUCCAAAAAGGAAAUUGUUACCUUGGAAACGAAGGCUACAGGAAUCUCGGCACAGCUUAACACCACCUACAGAUGUCUGAGCUCCAGCUCCAUCCGUCUUGGCUCCGAGGUCACCGUCACCUUCUCAGACGUCCGGAUGGAAGCCUACAUGCCCAGCGCCAACCUCAGCUCCAAAGAGACUGUAUGUUCAGCUGAUUUUCCUGCCACAACUGCAGCACCCACACAGUCACCCACAACCGCGCCGACCCCUCCUGCACCCGGCAACCCAGAGGUCGGAAGCUACAACAUCACCAAUGUGAACGGCAGUUUGUGUCUUCUGGCGAAUAUGGGGUUGCAGCUUAACGUUACCUAUUUCUCAAAGUCUCAGAACAAGACUGUUAAGGGAAUAGUGAACCUGCAGCCCAAUAGGACGUCUUUCACAGGGUCAUGUGAGGCUGCAACUGUCACUCUGGUGCUGAUGUAUGACCUCACCAACCUCAGCUUCACAUUCACGCUGAAUGACACCUCCAAUAAAUACCACCUCAGUGCUGUGAACGUGUCUGCUGCCUGGUCAGAUAUGAUGGCUCCAUUUACUGUGAGCAACAGCUCUCUGAACUACCUGCAGGGCACGCAGGGCCGCUCCUACAUGUGCACAGCUGAGCAGACUCUUCCUGUGACAAACACCUUUUCCCUCAACACCUUCAAACUGCAGGUGCAGCCUUUUAAGAUGAGUGGCAACAAGUUUGGAACAGCUGAGGAGUGUCAGAUGGACAAGGACAACAUGCUGAUCCCCAUCGUUGUGGGUGCUGCCCUGGCUGGCCUGGUCCUUAUCGUUCUUAUAGCAUAUCUGAUUGGCAGAAAGAGGAGUCAUGCAGGCUACCAGACCAUUUGAACUCCACCAAGACCACCGCCGCCAGUCCUUAAGGGAGGAAAACCAUUGCUACUAUGGACUGACUGGGACUCUGCUGACAAAAGACUGGCCUGUCUGUGUGUGUGUGUGUGUAUGUGGGCAUGAAUGAGUGUGUGUACAUUGUUCUUCCACUUUUUCUCUAUCUGAUCCCCCCUAAUGCUCUUUGAUUACUCAAGGAGAAAAAGAAGCAAAGUCACCUAAUUGUUACUAACCACUGUUUUUAGUCCUGUCAACACAAACCUUUUGUAUCUCAGAUUAGAUCCCAGGAAUUAACCUGGAAUUUCCUCUCGUUCGAUUUCUCGUAUUGUUUAAUCUUGUCUAUCGGUCCUGGCUGAUUAGCAUUGUACCAAUGUCUGUCUGUUUUUUUAAAGAAAUUAAUAUUUGUGUAAAUACGCAUUCUACCUUUUUUAAGUUAUAAAAUUACUAAGAUUUUUUUCUUUUUACCAGAGAGGGACAGGGUGGCUUUGCGCAAGUCCUUUCCCAUCCAGUCUUCUAUUUCAGCCAUAAACUCCCUCUUAACUGGCAUUAUACAGCCUUGAACCACCAGGCUCAAGUGUGUUUAGAAGACUGGGCUGGAAGAGCAAUUUUAAUCUAGUAGCAUUCUUAAAGUUGUAGCUUUGCCUCUUACCCCAAAGGUAGUCGUGCAGCUAUUUGGUGUCUGAAGUUUAAACAAAAAUGCACAGUACAGAAAAAGUCAGAAACUACACAUGGAUGUCUCCUUCUCUGUAUAUGGCAAAAUUGUAACUUUAUCUCAAGAUAAUGGCUUAUUUUCUUAGGAUUUUGACAUUCUGAUAUGCAGUGUUGAAAUAAGGAGUUAUUGAAUAUUAAGAAAUUAAGAAGGAGCAUGUGUUAAUUUAAAGAAAUUGAUAUAUUGAAAUAGGCAUUCUACCUUUUGAAGUUAUAAAAUGACUUUGGUUUUUGUUUUUGUUUAACCAGAGAGGGAUGUGGUGGCUUUUCCAAUCCAGUCUUUUUUUUUUUUUUUAAGAACUCUGUUCUCUGUAGAAAGUAAGUAAUGUGGAGAUGAAUCCAAAGAGGACAAGAUGAAUAUUAUUCAGGGAUCCAUAUUUGGACACAUUUAGUCACAAUUCGGAGAAAAUAAGUUAAUAAUUUGAUGUAGCAAGUCAAAAUUUUGGGGAAAAAAGUUGAAUUUUAAGAUACUAAACGAUUAUUUUGAUGAAGCAAAUUGUCUUGACAGUAAAAUUUGAGUGCAUAUCAUUAUUUUGACGCAAGUGUACGUUUUAAUAAAAUGUCAUUGUUUUGAAUUAGUAAGUCAGUAUCGGGCAAAAAUAAUUGAUGAGCUUCCAUGCAAGUGUGUGUGAUGAGUUAGACAUCGUUUGUACAAUGCUAAUAAGCUUCUAGUACUUUAACUACAUUAGCCUCGUAUCUCCAAUGCAAUUCUAAAGACACCAAAUAGAACUUGGCUGCUCAGCUACACGUUACAGAAGCAAAAUGAUCUAAAUUUGCAGCAAACAUAUUGCUUUGAUCUGCUCCACCAGUAAGUAAACUGUGUGAAUGAAGCCCAGGGUUUAGGAAAAGCGGUCUGUAGGUGUGUCUGGGUGAGCACAUCUUUGAAGGAGAAACCCAAGCUAGUGAGACCGAGAGCGGGAUCAAAUGACGAGGGCGAACAAGCCCCAGAUAAAUAAUUGAUGUGCUCUUCUAGUAUUAUCAUGCGUUAGGGAACCUGCUGCUUUAGGUCUCGGAUCUUAUUCUCGCUCUGUGUCCCUCUUCUCUCGCAGAAAACUUUACAACUGGACUUUCUCAGGUUGAUGUAAGGGCCUGGAUACAUUGAGGAGUCACCUGAAGUCGGGAAAACUAUUGAAUCUAAAGUCUUCAUUCAUUCUGCUUACGGUCUACAUUGACCCCAUAGUUCCAUGUGUCAGUACUUUAUCCCUAACAAUUAAACAGGCUGUUAUUGUGCCUUCAAGACUCUUAUAUGCAAAUGAACUAGGUUCUGAUUGGCUGCUUUGUAUUGUGCCGUUCAGUCAUUCAAGAAACAGUCCAGGCUGAAAUGCUCCUUAUUACCUCAGUGUGGAUGGGUGAGGCUAAACUUUUGUAGGCUGAAUAGGUGGAUGGUGGAAGCAGGCUGUUUUUUUCAGCAUAGCUUCCAUAAAUGGACAGUAUGGAGUGGUGCGUUUUAUCAAAUACUCAAACAAACAUUCUGUUCAGCCUCUGUCAGCACCUUUGUUUUUACAUGGCAGUUUGUCCAGCGCUCCUCAACGUAUUCAGGCCUUUAAUGGAUCAGGAGGGGACAAAUAACUUGUGGACAAGCCUGCUGGGUUAAAAACAUUAUCCAAAUAUUUUUUUCUGCUUUGUUUUCCUUCUUUGCCUUUUGUUGCUUAAUGAUGGUCACCUUGACUUUUCUGGAAAUUACAGCGAAAAGGGAAGAUUAUGAGCAGAUUAUGACACCUGUGUUGUUAUAUCCCAGCCCACUUUCACAGGAUUUACCCGCUCGUCAGUCUGUGCAUCCUCCUCCAGGAUGUGAAUUCAGCACUACAGAAAUGUAGAGGAUUUAAACAUUCAAGUCUGACUAGAUGAUGAUGUAAAAUAUUUACUGCCAAGGUUUUAGCUGCAGUUUAACGAGGUUAAUAAACAGACACAGUAUGACAGAUGCACGGCUGUAUGCAAAAGCUUGGGCUCUUUUGGUUAAAUGACUUACUAAGCGAAAAUAUGUGAACGCAUCCUGUACAGAGAACAUACUUUAAUGCGCAGUUGCUGUUUUUUUGCUGAAUUUUAUUUGCUGGAAAAAAUUCAAACAUAAAUUGCGGCCUGUCCCAAAGUUACGGCACAUUUAAUAUUUCAUGUUUUAUUUUUUUUCCAAUGUGUUUAACUCAGAAAUUGUGCAGAAAAAUGUCACAUUUAGGUUGGUUGUCUAAAGAAUUCUUUCAGGAUUUAAUAGUUUGCUAUAGUGCAUACAGUUGCAUGCAAAAGUUUGAAGAACCUUUGUCAAAUUCCACGUUUUGUAUUUUAUGUUUGUGAAAAUAACUCAUUUUCUACAUGAAACAAAUUUAAAUAUAGCAUUUCUGCAGAUUUUAGCGCACACUUGCUGUAAUAUAAAGUUCUUUCGAAGAUGUUAAACUCAGUAAUUGUGUAUUAAAAUCUGAAAGUGUCUUCGUUGUUGGGGAUGUGUAACUUACUUAGAAAAUCAACAAAACUUGCCAUUUGACCAGGGGGGUGCAAACUUUUGCAUAUGAUUGCACAGUACGUUUCAAAAGUCUGAGACCACUAGUGAAAAUGCCUCCAUUUUGCAUUGUUUUCUUAAUGAACAGAGGGUUACAAAUUAUAUAAUCAGCAUAACAAUUUGAGUGAAAAGAAGAAUCUUUGAAAUAUUUGCUUUGAAUUUGCAUCGACUUUGCUGAAAAGCCUCUGUGUAGAUCAAAGAACUAGAUGGAAGAGAUCAUCCAUCCAUCCAUUUUCUAAGCCGCUUCUCCGUCAGGGUCGCCUAUCCCAGCAGUCUUCGGGGGGAAGGCAGGAUACACCCUGGGCAGGUCGCCAGUCCAUCGCAGGGCAGACAGACAGACACAGACAGUCUAGAUGGAAGAGAUGAAGCUAAAAAAAAAAAAUCUGAUCUUUUUGUCAGAAUGUCUUAAAUUUGCUUGAAUUUGAAAACUGACCUAAAACAAACUGACCCAGUGAGUCUUAAAUGUUCUUUAUUUUACUUGUCAUAACGUUUCUUACUUUGAAGUCUUUCAAAAUUCUAAAGCGUCCUGUUAGUCUACAUGUAUAAAUGGUAAGAAAAAUCUCAUUUUCAUUGUGGUCUCAGACCCUUGGACCCCCCCCUCUAUAAUGAAACCUUCCUUGGUGAAAUUAUAGCGCAGAAGAUAACUGUAAAAUAUGAUUGUAUGUGCUUGCAGAGCAGUUAAUUUCCUUCUGUUUUAUGUACAGCAGAUGAUGCGUAGGUAUGAAACAAGAAUUGUUGGAAACGUGCUGUUGCAUCUCACCCGAUCUGCUUUGGAGUGGUUAUACGUUGCAGUGAUUUGACCUUUUUAUUUUUGUAGUGUUUUUUAAAAGCAUCUUGGUGAGGUCAAUAAAUGGGUUGAACAUUUCA
This is a messenger RNA of Pygocentrus nattereri (red-bellied piranha), 5543 nucleotides long. RefSeq names its product lysosomal associated membrane protein 1a (gene lamp1a). The transcript is spliced from 9 exons. Gene Ontology annotation, cellular component: membrane. The record is from RefSeq and is a predicted model, not a curated record. Bases 239 to 1480 code for a protein of 413 amino acids. NCBI's taxonomy places the organism in Eukaryota, Metazoa, Chordata, Actinopteri, Characiformes, Serrasalmidae.